Molecule: messenger RNA, 346 nt
Organism: Sphaeroforma arctica JP610
Lineage: Eukaryota; Ichthyosporea; Ichthyophonida
Source: the annotation of a RefSeq genome assembly
AUGGUCGACGCAUCGUUUAAGGCGUUCAUGUCUGUUGUGAACGUCUUCGCUGAGUUACGUGUUUCUGCUGAUUCAUACUUUGGCGAUGAGAAGAAGGUGGUGCGUGUGUACAAGGAACUGGAGAAAAGGGACCGUUUUGUCCCGGACAUCUACGUGUACAACGCCCUGAUCAAGCUGUACACGGUACUGGACAAUAAACGAGGAGUCGACAGCCUGUUUGAAUCCAUGGAGAAGCACAAAGUGCGCCCCAAUGCCAGCACACUGACGCUGUUGAUCAAGUGGAAGAUCCAGGAGCCUGACAACUACUACGACUGCCUUGACUACAUAGAUGACUUCGCCAGGAUAG